AUGCGAUCAAGGCUAGUUGGAAAAAGCUUGGCCUCUUUGUAUGUGCGGCCGCCUGUCACGUGCUAUACGGAUGCCUGUGAGGCUCCGGUGGCCAUGUGGAAUGGAGCUAUUCCACUGAAAGAGGUUCGCGUAAUGCAGAAGGGCGUGCCAGUACGAUACGUAAAGAAGCUUUAUUCCCACCCUUUGGAAACCUCCCCAACGCGACUUUCCUUCAAUGACAUCAACUCGAUGUAUUGUGUUGGCAAUGAGGAAUUGAUGCAGUUUUUUCCAGAGGGUUUGGGAGGAAAGGUGAUGCAGUUGAUGCCUCCAGGGCAUCCUAGAGGAUUUUUAUAUCGAAAGGAGGCGCAUUUAUUAAAUUUGUUUAUUGAUAAAAUACAACACUGGCAGGCAAAGCGCAAUGUGUUGAGUUCGCUUACUAAUAAUAGGCCGGGCUUUAUCAUUGAUGGUCCAAAAGGAUGUGGAAAGAGCGCUCUUAUGUGUCAAGUGGUGCAUUACGCCCGUUCGAGAAACCUUCUGACAUUAUACGUCCCGAAUGCGAAAGAAUGGACCCACGGGGAAUGGUGCUGGCCGAGUACCAUCUUGCCGGGGUUUUUUGAUGCCCCGGAUGCCGCACGGUUCUUUCUUCGUUACUUUGCAAAAGCCAACCGCAGCACUUUGCUGUCUUGGCGAUUAAAGUGUACCCCAAAUGACCUGCCGGUAGAACAGGGGGAACGACAACCACAAAAUUUGUAUGAACUCUGCGAAUGGGGACAUCAGGUAGUGGCCCCGGCCUCCAUUGAUCGUCAGAGCGUCUGUGUCAAGUUCCUCAUGGACGAGCUUAGUGCAGAGAAGAAGCUUCCCAUUGUUAUUGUUGUGGAUGGAUGGAAUCUAUUCUCCCAUGAUACACAUUUUCGAUAUCCACAUCCUGACUUUCUUCGUACGCUUGCCUCGCUCAACGAUGACUCCACAGAUAUCGAUCUCUAUCCACAAGAACUGCCUCGUAUUCCUGCGUCCCGACUUGGUUUUGUCCGCGGCCUGAACAAAAUGAUUCUCUCCAAGGAUGAACCGAAUAAGUUCUUCUUCACAUGCACCACGAGAGAUUUCAAACCAUUUGAUGGCAUCAGCGGUUUUCCAGAUGUUGAAACAGAUCGGUUCACGAAUAGCCUAGAUGAAUACGCCCCAUACGAUGCAGAAAAGGACUCUCUAUUUCACCCUAUUCAACUCGGCAACUUUGACGAGUAUGAAUUUCGUGCAUUUACGCGAUUUCUUGUGAAUUCCGGUGAGUUAGCUGGUCUUGGCUGGGGGCCCUUGUGGCAUUUCUCAAGCGACUUUGAGCGAAAGCUGUACAAGAUUGGGUUUCUCUCCAACCGCAACCCACAGGGGGUCAUUGAUCACUACCAUCAGGAGUUGGUGUGGCGUUAUGAAUACCAGAGGACACGCCAGAAACAGUACCUCCUACAUCGAAAUAUGGAACUGGUGGUUUCUAAGAGGAAAAAUCGUUAUGCUGAGCCCAAAGGGGGGUGA
This is a messenger RNA of Trypanosoma cruzi, 1503 nucleotides long. RefSeq lists its product as uncharacterized. The record is from RefSeq and is a predicted model, not a curated record. Gene Ontology annotation, molecular function: structural constituent of ribosome. Lineage: Eukaryota; Euglenozoa; Kinetoplastea; Trypanosomatida; Trypanosomatidae. The transcript has a single exon. The coding region runs from base 1 to 1503 and encodes 500 amino acids. Gene Ontology annotation, cellular component: mitochondrial small ribosomal subunit.